AUGGACUGUAAUUCGGGAGCCCAGUUAGGAUGGCAGUUCAACAAGGAUGUCACGAUGUUUCAGGGAAAUACACAACAGAACCCAACGAUAUCCGACACUGACAACCUAAUGCAAAUGCCUAUCAUGCAUCCCGCCAUGAUCCAUCCCACCGCAGGUGCCGAAUGGGCUCAGGCCUUCCAUAAUUCUCGAAACGCCGGGAUUGCACGACAUACCAAUGAGAUGGAGCAGGCUUUUCUUGCAUCCCAACAAACUAGUGUGGCCCCGAUGGCAGUGAUAGCGGGUGGUCCACACACCAUGAACCAACAACAACAUCAUAUGGCGAUGAUGAGCGGAAUGAUGGGGGCCAACAUGGGUUCCGGGUUGAUGUUGCCCCGCACACAAUAUCAAACCACCCCCCUUAACCUCACGCAAACACAACAACAAGAGGUGUCGACCGCUCAAAAUACAAACAUCCUCCCACAGGAGGACUGGACUACGCAGCUAGCCCAACAACAAUGGGCCCAGGACUACGCAAAUGUCGAAAACUUCACGCUGGAAAAUCAAACGGCGGAGUCGGUUGAAGAAAAAACCAAAAACAGCGAGUUCUAUUCCUUCAUGGAUCGCAUCCGUAAUCGUGAAGUUCUCAUCGAUGAAGAGAAGGGAGAGCUAGUCUCAGGACCCGGACCAGAACCAGUGGUGAUGGAGGAUAUGGAAUAUCUCAAGACUUGGUGCAAGGAUGAGAACAUAAACAUGCCGGAUGAGGUAUUCCAUCCGACGCAAAUGGACGGAUUCGGACCCGCCAUUGAUGCCACGCAGGAAGUUGAUGAUUGGGCUCGGGAAUAUAUGAAAAAUCAAAAAUACGCUGAAGAAGCCGCCAACUCAACCGACUACCCGUUCGAACCCAACAAUCCGUACGUCCACCAUGACAACCCCUACGAGGACGGCCUGCAGAUGCUUCAGUUGGGGAACCUCGCAGAGGCUGCCCUGGCGUUUGAGGCGGAAUGUCAACGACACCAUUCGCACUUUGAGGCAUGGCGUAUUCUGGGGACGACGCAAGCGAAUAAUGAAAAGGACGCUUUGGCUAUCGUCGCGCUUAAUAACGCUCGUCGGAUUAACCCGCGAGAUCGCGAGGUCCACGCGGCGCUGAGUGUCUCGCACACAAACGAGCACAAUUCCGACGCCGCCAUCGAUUGUCUGAAGCAAUGGCUGCUAAAUCACCCGGAGUAUGAGCAACUCGCUCAAAUCCCUAUUGAACCGGAUCAAGUGGGGGAUUUCGAUACCAACGAUACGUACUUUUUCUCCGAUCCAAUCAAAAUGCGUGAGGUCGUCACCCUAUACCAUGCCGCCUUGGAGUUAAACCCGAACGAUGCGGAUCUGUACACUAAUCUUGGGAUUAUCUACAACAUCUCACAUGAUUUUGACUUGGCGGCGAAGAACUUCCACCGAACUGUGGAGCUUCGGCCAAAUGACGCCAAGGUGUGGAAUAAACUCGGCGCCACCCUCGCCAAUGGCAGUCAUUCGGAACAGGCAUUGGAGGCAUACCAACACGCCCUCGAUGUCGAUCCUGGCUACGUGCGCGCGAUGUUCAACAUGGCGGUGGCCUACAAUAAUGUUGGGAAGUAUUUAUUGGCCGCCAAACACGUUGUGCGCGCACUGGCCAUGCAGCAAGGCGGUACGGAACCGAAAGGCGAAGGAAACCUGAUCGCGACGCGCGGAAUGUGGGAUUUACUUCGCAUGUCUCUUAACCUGAUGGAUCGACAUGACCUUGUGGAUCUGACCUAUAAGAUGGACCUUGCACCGUUCAUUAGGGAACUCGAUCUAGAGGGUAUGGUCUAA
Messenger RNA from Phytomonas sp. Hart1, 1815 nucleotides. NCBI's taxonomy places the organism in Eukaryota, Euglenozoa, Kinetoplastea, Trypanosomatida, Trypanosomatidae. The record is from the annotation of a GenBank genome assembly.